Molecule: messenger RNA, 1257 nt
Organism: Cyphellophora attinorum
Lineage: Eukaryota; Fungi; Ascomycota; Eurotiomycetes; Chaetothyriales; Cyphellophoraceae
Product: Vegetative incompatibility protein HET-E-1
Exons: 1
Coding region: 1-1257 (418 amino acids)
Source: RefSeq, a predicted model, not a curated record
AUGUAUCACUACUACGCUAAAAGUGCUGUCUGCUACGUUUACUUGAGCGACCUGGUGAGUGGGAAGUCUCUUGAUAUCGAUGAAGAUGACAACGAAGACGACUCUGCCGAAUUCAAGUCAUGCCGGUGGCUCAGAAGAGGAUGGACGCUCCAAGAGCUGAUCGCGCCCUCCAAUCUGAGUUUCUACAAUCAAUCUUGGAGCAUUGUGGGCAAGCUCGAUCGAUUCGAAGCCGUGGACUCGAGCUUGUCGCAGAGACUCGCAGACGCUACAGGUAUCGACCUAGACCUACUCACCGGUGUGAAGCAGCUUGAAGACUUUAGCAUAGCUCAAAAGCUGUCAUGGGCUGCCCUGCGGUCGACAUCGAGAAUCGAGGACGAAAGCUAUUGUUUGCUCGGUAUCCUUGGCGUCAAUUUGCCGCUCCUGUACGGAGAACGAGAUCGAGCAUUCUUCCGGCUGCAGAAAGAGCUUCUUGAGUCAACAGACGAUGAGACGCUCUUUGCGUGGUCGACGCAGCAACCCUUUGAGGAUCAUCGCAAAUUUGGUGGCUUCCUGGCCACAUCGCCUAAAGCAUUCGCAAAUGCAGGAAAUAUCGUCCGAGCACGACUAGCUUUGCCAACCCACAGUCCCUAUCACUGGACGAACAGAGGUCUCCGUAUCACCUUGAACAUGGACACGAGGUUCGGAUCGCCAGCCGUUGGUGCAGCUGUCGCAGUACUGGACUGCGUUUCCUAUGACUCUCCACGACAGCCAUUGGGCAUACUGGUGUCCAUCCUCGACGUCGCGGACACCGCUCGCAUAAUGAAAUCCGCUACAGGCGAGAGUUAUACCAACAAGAAGCUCUCAUCUUCACAGGAAAACUUCAACGUUUACCGCUACCUCCGAGCACCUUCGCCGGUAUCUCUGGCUGCUUUCAAAAGCAAGAACGAGAUAGCCGAGUACCUCGUGCCCGUGCUAGUGCAUGUCCCUCAACACUUGUCAGCCAAAUAUGCUGCAACGAUACAGCAGCGGGCAUACCAGCAAGGGACUGUGGAGGACUUCAGUCCCCGUUUGAGGCUCAUGACAAUCAUAUCUGUGCUCUUUCUGCCACUUACGUUUGUAAGUACUACGUUUGGACUGCAGAGAGACCUUGGUGUGCCAUAUCACGGCUUGACGGUAGUGCUAGCCGUGGCAAUAGCGGCUAUUCUAUUCCUACCCCGGAAUUCGGUCGUCAUUCGGACGGCGACGAAUAUCUGGAAUGCUUUGCUGAGACAACGGUAA